Messenger RNA from Seminavis robusta, 816 nucleotides. The record is from the annotation of a GenBank genome assembly. NCBI's taxonomy places the organism in Eukaryota, Bacillariophyta, Bacillariophyceae, Naviculales, Naviculaceae.
AUGCCGCCGUCAAAGUCAAGGUCAAAGCGUCACCGCCUCUCUGCAGAAGAUACCAAGCCUGAAGUGGUUGAAUCUUCUCCCAUAGUGGUACAGCCAUCUGAGGAACCUGCUUCAGAGCAAUUCAUUGUUGCGCCAAAGCUUGAUGAGAUUCCCCAGUUGCUGUUUGUGGAACUCCAGAAGGGCAAACCAGAAGAUGUUGUUGAGGCUUUGAAUCGCAUCCAUGAUUUGUACUAUUUAGGAGACAAGGAUGAUAUCAAUGAUCCAGGUAUGAAGAAUUGGGAGAACACAAGGAGGCUUGGUCCUAUUGGUAUAGUGGUCAUGAUCAUGCGCAGGUGGUCCCCAAACCAUGAUAUCCAGAACAUGUCCUGCAGUGCUCUCUGUAACCUUUUAUAUGAUAGGAGCACUGCAAAGAUGGCUUUGGUGCAAUGUGGAGGUGUUGAAGCUGUUACCAGUGCCAUGAAAAACUUCCCCCAGUCAGAGGACUUGCAAACGAAUGCCUGCAAUACCCUGAGGAACACGUUUAUCAACUUGACCACAAAUCCCAAAGUUGUAAAAGAUUGUGCAUGCUGCUUUGUGGAAGAGCUUGAAGGUGUGGAUCUCUUGGUCAAAACCAUGAAAGAGUUUCCUGACAACACAUCCAUUCUCGAGGAUUGUUGCAUGGUAUUCAACAAUCUGGCAGCUUGCUUCAAACAGCAUCAGGAUAUUUUUAUUGAUGCUGGAGUUGUGGAAGCUGUAGCUGCAGUCCAAAAGAAGCAUUCCAACAAUAAAGAUCUGAAGGAAGGGACCAAACAGUUCAUGUCUGUCAUGUUCUCUUGA